GUGUAUUAUUGCGAUUCGCUUCUCAAUUUUAGUAUAAUUAGGCAUCUUGGCACCGUUUUUGGCGGUGGGUGGCUCCGAAGCGAGAACGGGCAAUUGCGAUGGCGGUUGGCGAGGGUUCUUUCGUAGGGUUGGGUGUGAGAGCGGAUUCAGAUGCGGCUUCUUCUUCUUCUUCCACGCCGAUAGAUUCGUCGAAUAUUGGAUUUCAGUUGUUGAAGAAGCACGGUUGGAAGGAAGGGACAGGACUCGGUGUUGACGAACAGGGCAGGAUUGAGCCUCUACAGGCUUAUGUCAAGAAAAACAAACGAGGUCUGGGAGCGGAUAAGCCAAAGAGAGCAAUCAAGAUCUCUAAAACCUGCAAUAGGGAGGAUCAUAAAAUAUCCACAAGUAAAACAAAGGGCAUCUCCAAGAAGAUGAAAAAAUUGCUUGAAUUUGAAAAGAAGAUGGAAGAAAAGGAAUUCGACCGGGCAUUUUUCAGGGAGUUCUGGCCGGACAACGUUUGAUCUCCAUUAUUCUGGGCAUCCGACAGAGAUUUUUGUAUGUUGGAUUUGGUAGAAGUUGGAAAACAAUGACUUUGUAUUGUACGGCUAAUUUUUAAAAUUUUUGAUAUUAUUAAUUAACAAUAAUUCUUUGUAAAUUAUAUUAUAGUAAAUAAUUAUAUUGUCAAAAUUAUUAGAAA
Molecule: messenger RNA, 676 nt
Organism: Andrographis paniculata
Lineage: Eukaryota; Viridiplantae; Streptophyta; Magnoliopsida; Lamiales; Acanthaceae
Product: meiotically up-regulated protein C1442.13c
Exons: 4
Coding region: 99-500 (133 amino acids)
Molecular function (GO): nucleic acid binding
Source: RefSeq, a predicted model, not a curated record